Solea solea (common sole) is the source of this 4773-nucleotide messenger RNA. RefSeq names its product cingulin b (gene cgnb). The transcript has 20 exons. The record is from RefSeq and is a predicted model, not a curated record. Gene Ontology annotation, cellular component: myosin complex. Bases 12 to 3620 code for a protein of 1202 amino acids. NCBI's taxonomy places the organism in Eukaryota, Metazoa, Chordata, Actinopteri, Pleuronectiformes, Soleidae.
AGGAAGUGAUCAUGAGCACUCUUUCCACGGAUAGGAAGGCGCUCGUGGAUUAUGGCGUUCAGAUCCGUUUCAUCAAGGACCUGGAUGACACCGGAGGUGUUUAUCCUGACAAAUCCAAAGUAAACGGCGCAACUUCCCCUUCCAAUAAGUACGGUGUGGCAGUGCGGGUUCAGGGAAUCUCUGGACAUCCUUAUGUGGUCUUGAAAGAUGGGGAGAAAGGGGACUCGUAUGGGGUUCAGCUAAACUCUCAGAACUCAGGCUCGGGGUCGCCAUCACCUUACAACAGCCUCCCUAAACCCAAACAACAGCCAGCAGAAUUUACAAAUCCCUACAACGCUGCUCCAAACCCAGCGCAAUCUCCGGUUUCUCUCACAGAGGAUGAGGAUGGGCAGAUCUUUGGGAGUCCUCUGAAGCGACCUCCAGGAGAUGGUCAAGCAGGAACACAAGGGGAGGAGGAAGGCCGAGCCAGAGAAAAAGGAAAAGUAGAAAAUCACAAAGCUGUUCCCAAAAUCAAAGCAAGUGAAGCAGAGAACGGCAGAGAUUGGUCUAGUAAUGAGGAAUAUAAUGAAGCAGGGCUGAAACCUGUUUAUUUAAAUGGUAUGGGACCCAGAGGGUUCAAGUCAACUGGCUCUGGUUUCUCCGGUUCUUUGGGCAGGUACAGUGGGAAAAAACUGACCACCAAAUUUUCUUCAAAGUCAUUCCCAGCACCUGCAGCAUCACUUGAAGAGGAGCCUGUCAACGUGGUCGACGACAACUCCGUGGCUCCCAUCAACAAGCUCAUCAGCAAGUUUAACAGUGGGACUCCAGGCAGCGCUCCACAGACGAGAGGCCGCUCAGGAGCAAGGCAGCGGCUCAGGUAUGACGAACGCAAGCGAUCCAGAAGUCUCGACGCACGGAAGGAUACUCAGCCGGAGGAUUCCCUGCCAUCUCCUCCCUCUCCCACUGUGAAUCCCUAUGCUGUUCCUCUAUCUACGUCCUCCAAGUCAUUGACAUCAUCUAGCAGUAGCAUGGGCGGACAACCGGCGUCUGUCACCAAGGUUUCACCUCCUGAGGCCCCGAAGUCAAGCUUUAAGUCACCGGGGAUGUUUUCCACCAAGAACUUGCCUCCAUCUAUAGCUAAAAAGCCUGACGUUCCUCCCAGGACCUUGAAUAAAAGCGCAGAGAUGAUCGUUGUGGAGGAAGCUCAAGUCAAGUCUAUUUUUAACAUCCCUAAACAGAGCACCAGUGAGAGCGAGGGAUCCCCCAGAAGAAAAGUCAGCCCUGAAAACGAGACAACUGGCACUUCUAAGAAGGGAGGAUCUGAUGGAAGCCAUCAAAAGACCAAACUUGAGGAACUUCAGGAGCAACUCGGUCGCUGCAGGAGAGAUCUGGAGCAGGCCUAUGAUGAAUUGGCCCAGGAGCGUAUGGCCAGAGAACUUGCAGAGACUCGCCAGCGUCUACUGGAAGACCAGCUGGCUGAGCUUCAGGAGGAUCUGAGGAGGUUUUCAGAAAACUCACCUCACUCAGACUCACUGCAGACGGAUGUGAUGAUGCUGCAGGCUGAGCUGGCUGAGGCUGCUCUGUUACGUCAGCGCCAGGAGGAUGUGCUCCACCAGCGCGAGCGCGAGCUGACAGCCCUGAAGGGAGUUCUGAAGGAGGAGGUGGAGUGCCAUGACAGAGAGAUGGAGAAUCUCAGGGAACAGUACAGCCAAGACAUGGACAACCUGAGAAGAACCAUGGAGCAGGUCACACAGUCGCAGGAGCAGAUAGAAGAGGAGAGGGAGAGGGUGAACGCCUCCAUGUUGACCCUGGAGGAAGAGCUGGAGAGCUGCAGAGACGAGAGCCAGCAGUGGAGGUCACAGCUGGAGGUCACCACGGAGGAGCUGCACAUCACCAGAGAAGAGCUCCUGAAAUCCCACUUGGAGAAGGAAGAAUUUGAGAAUAAGCUUAAGGACGUUCAGGAUUCACUUCUCGCCACUAAGAAACAAAUGUCUGCGUCUGACGAUAACUCUUCUGUGGAAGAGGAGCUUCAGCGUUGCCAUGACAAUCUGAAGCGUACUCGCGCCGAUCUGUACAAACAAAAGGGCGAGUUAGACGAGAAGACCAGAGCACUUCAGGCCCUGAAGAAAGCCAGCGAAGAGAAGGAGGCGGAGCUUGUGUCUGAAAUCAGCAGGUUGAAGGAGCAGUCGAAGAAAGACAAAGCCGAGCUGGAAAAGGAGCUCGGGAAAGUGAAGGAGCCAUCAGCUGGAGCUUCAGCAAGGACUGUGUUGGAUCACAGCAGCAACAUGGAGCUGCAGGAAGCCAACACUCGCCUCAGAGAAAGACUGGCACGAAUGAAGCCUCCCUCUCAAAAUGCAAGACAACUUAACAGUGCAACAACGAGGCUUCACUCCAGUGCCCCGCGCAGCCCGGAGACGGAGGAGGCGGUGGAAGCUCUGGAGGAUGAGAACCGCUCCCUGAAGUCUCAGCUGGAGGAGGCCAAAAGAGCGACCACCCGUCUGAGCAAGGAGAGGGACGAGCUGACCCGGCGGCUGGAGGAGAGAGACCUGGAGAGGGAGGCGCUGCGGAGAGGCAAGAUUGACCUGGAGGAUCAGAAGAGGCUGCUGGACCGAGCCCUGGAGAAGAUUAACAAAGAGAUGGAGAUAAUGAUGGAAGAUUCCCGUCAGUCUGUGGUAGCGCUGCACACACAGCUUGACGACUACAGGGAGCGCUCGAGGAAGGACCUGCUGGAGGCGCAGCGCAACAAUAAAGAGCGGCUGGCUGAGCUGCAGAGAACCCAGAGCAACCUGAAGGCCCAGCAAGACGAGAUUUCUCGUCUGAAGAAGGACCUGCUGGUGUGCAGCGAGGAGAGAGACAACGCUCAGCUGGAGAGAGACCUUCUCAGCAACCGCCUCAAACACCUGGAGAGUGAGCUGGAUUCAGAGAAGAUCACCCACACAGAUCGCAGCAGGGAGAUCAGGAGUCUGGAGGAUAGAAUUAAGACCCUGGAGAUUGAGCUGGAUGAGGAGCGGAGCGGCGUGGAGCUUCUGAACGACCGCAUUACACGUAGCAGAGAUCAGGUGGACCAGCUACGCUCAGACCUGAUGCAGGAGCGGUCGGCGAGACACGACCUGGAGAUGGACAAGAGUGCAUUUGAGAGACAGGUGAAGGAGCUGAGGUCUCGUGUGGCAGACAUGGAGGGACAGACCCGGCCCUCGGCUGGAAUCGCCCUGCUGGAAAGCAAAAUCCAAGAGUUAGAGGAGAGACUUCGCAGUGAAGAAAGAGAGAAGGCCACCAUCCAGGCAGCUCAUCGACGACAUGAGAGAAAACUAAAGGAGCUAAAUGCCACGUUAGACCAGGAGAGGAGCCAGCAUGUGGAGCAAAGAGAUCAGCUGUCCCUGCGUGUGAAGGCCUUGAAGCGGCAGGUCGACGAGAGUGAACUGGAGGUGGAGCGCCUCGAGGGAGUCCGCCGCAAGGUUCUCAGAGACUUGGAGGAGCAGCAGGAGCUCCAGGAGGUGCUGCAGGCCAAAGUCACAGCGAUGGAGUCUGAACUCAAGCGGAAGUCACAGCACACACACCGAGCAGCUCUGGGAUCCUCCACUUUAAGCUCUGAGGACGAGGACGGUUUCUAUGACACCAACAUCUCCUCCAAUCCUGCAUAACAGGCCACCUCCAGAACCUCCAGCAGCUAGAAGAAGACCACUAAAGGAAUACAGAAAUAUUCUCGGUGCAAAAACUGUCAGUGAAAUUCACUCAGGACAUCAAGGCUCUGACUGUGUGAAGAACUCCAUUGCCACGUAGCUCCAGACUCGCCGUGCAGUUUCUCUUAGUUUUGUUUUUAAUGUCAGGAUCGUUAGAGUGCAUUUCUCAAGCCUUCAGCUGUGAUCAUGAUUGCUUCUUUACUCUUAUGUUUUUAUCUCUCAUGACAUCCACACUUUUUCUUGUUGAAGAGAUUAAUUACCGUCAGAGUUUUACUUCAGCUUAAAAUUUUUCUUACGCCGCUUUUCAUUUACUGGGGUAGCACAUUACUGUGGCGUGAUUUAUAGUCCAAGGUCACAUGAUAGUGAGGGGUUUCACAAAUUUAAAUCGGUUUUAAACCAAACGUUUCUUGUGAUAUAUUUGCUGGCGCAUGAUUUCUUACAGCGGUCAGUGUUGUUGUAGCUCCAACAGUUUAAUUGUGAAUCAAAGAGGGUUUUUUUUGUGUUUCUUUGUGUGUUUUUUUUACCUUUUGAAUGUGACAGUAAUGGACAAUUUACACUGAGCCUAUAUUUUUUACAGAUGUGCAUAUGUGUUAGUCGAGACAAUCAGAUAUACAUACAGUAACACUAUAAAUCCUCUGAGCUCAAUUUUCUACUACAUUUCUAAAUGUGUAUGUUAUUUAUUUCGCUUGUGUGCAUGGUUUCGCUCAAACGCCUUAAACUUUAUUUUCACAUCUUUAUUUAAAUCGAGUGUCGUCCCUGCAUGUGCUCUCUUUAUGCUGCUGCUGCUGUAAUGAUUGAAAUAGUAUUCCGUGUGCUUGCUUUUUGCCUGUGUCUCCUGUGCAUUCCAUAUGGAAAUAUCUUUACCUUAGAUUACCUUCGAUAUUUCUCCCGAGUUGCACCUUUCUGUCCUGAAUGCGGAUUAUAAUCUGCUACAUUUUGAUGGUGUUAUUCUCGUUUAAACGUGUCACGUUGAAACUUUGUACAGAGGUGUGCUGCGAGCAGAGUGUGUAUAUUAAGCUGCUUGUCAUAUUUGAUGUGCGGCAAAGAGCUUUAUAAGUGUUUCCAAGAUUUUUUGACCAUGUGUACAAUAAAAAAGAGGUAUAUUGCAAAUGUG